Molecule: messenger RNA, 1779 nt
Organism: Entrophospora candida
Lineage: Eukaryota; Fungi; Glomeromycota; Glomeromycetes; Entrophosporales; Entrophosporaceae
Source: the annotation of a GenBank genome assembly
AUGGAAUUCAAAACAAGAGACACAAGUCGUCGUCAAUAUAGAAACAACCCUUACCCACGACAACCAUAUUCAACACACUACAAUAACGGAAUUGGAAUUCAACGUAAUGUAAAUACCUAUCAAAGUUCCUCCUAUAUUAGUGGUAGUAAUGGUAGUUCUACAUCUUAUCAUUACCAUCAACAACACUCGAACAGGUUCAACAACAAUAAUAGAGAAACAGGACCACCGACAAAAGUUCCGAAGAAUCAAAGAUCACUACCCUCUAAAGAAAUACCACAACCAUCACCAAAGAUCAAUGAAGAAGAGGUUCAAAAAAAUGCUAUUCGUUAUGGAAAGUUCGAACUUAAUAUAAAGGAAAGGCUUGAUAGUUUUAAAGAGAAAAAGAAAGAUGGUCCAAUAAUCUGUCAUCGUGAAAUGAAAGAAAUAACAAAAGGUUUUGAUAUACGAUUUGAUGAAUGGAGCAGUUUUGUUGCUGCUGCGCCAAAAAUACCACCCAGACCAAAAGAAAAAAAUCCACAACCUAAUAAUAAUCGUUUUUCUCCAUACAACAAGGCAUCAUCAUCUCUAUCACAACAAAAACAACCUGUUCUUAAUCCAAUGAUCGAUUAUUUAUGUAGAUUAGGUUUGGGUAAUUCUAAUAUAUUGAAUAAGAAUGAAAUAAAAAUUGUCGCGGAAAAAGAGAGACAAAAGGAGACAAUAAAGAGAGCCAAAGAAUCUUUAAAGAGUUUUAGAGAGGAGAGAAAAGGAAAAAUGUCACCAGAAAUUGAAGUGAUUACAUAUCGUUCUAAAAAGGCACCAGAGAUUGCAGCAAAACGACCUGCUCAAAUGGCUCCUAUUGUCAAAUCACCAGAUGCAACUACUCGUGAUAGUUCAAAAAUAAAUGAUUUAACAACUACUACAUCAUCAACGUCAAUAUCAACUGUUCCAACAAUUAGCACAAAAAAAGUAUUUGAUAAAAGCAUUCAAUAUUUAGAAGGAAAAGAUAAUGAAAUGUUAGUACAACAUCAGAUAUCAACUCAAACUGAUGAUUAUAAACCUGAAUCAAGAUCUGUUCACGUUCAGACAGAUAAUACUGAUGUCGUACCAAUUGAUCCAGAAGAAGUAUUAUUUUAUCAAACGGUCGCAGAAAGAAAGUUUAAACUGGCAAAGACUUACAAACGUCGAGCCGAUCAUAGUAGACCAGAGAAGGAGUUAAGUGGGAUGACAGAGAAGCAAAAACUGGAGAGAUUGUCCGAUCACAUGGAAAUUUUGAUCCUAUAUAUAGAGUGGUUCUAUAGAAAUAUUCAAGCACACGGAGAAAAUACUAUCGACAAGAUUGACAAGAUUGGAACUGUGUUAAAUAGCAUUGAUAAUCAUUUCGGCUGGGUAUCCGACAAUGCAAAGAAGCACGACCCACUUGCACUAUUACCACUUAUCAAUAAGCUUAGGGCAAUAUUUCUCAUGAAUCGUUUGGGGUUGGAGCAAAAGAGAUUCACCAAAUUAAGCAAUGAAUAUAUUAAGUCGUUUAAUGAAGAAGCAAAAACUGGUAUUUUUUCUAAUACUAUUCCAAAUAAAUAUAUCAAUACGUUGAAUGAAAUGCAGAAAAGUGCAACAAAUUUAUUCAAGUUGAUUACUAAUUUGUGGGAUGAAGGCAAAGAUUUUCAUGUUAGUAAUAGAGUAAAUAAUGGAGUAAAUCCGUUAAACUUAACAAUGCCAAUUGAGAAAGCAUCAGAAUUCGCUAGAAUUUUUGUUAAUGAUUGGAGAAGUAUUAACAAGAUCGAUUUUGUUAGUUUGUCGUGA